CUCACACACCGAAGUACGUAGGUUGCUCGUGGCACACACGACGUCGUAGCUCCAUGUACGGAGGACACGUACCUUUCUUCUCUUUGCAUGUAUGUACGUCAGAGCUGCAAGGUCCCAUUCCCCACCUGCACACCACCACACACCACUACACACGCACUCGCAUACACAGUACAUACACACACACGCGCCACUACACACGAAGACACACACACAUACGCACACACACACUGGGACAAACAAACCACUCACAUGAGCGGGUUCCGACUUUCUCGCUCUCUCUCGACUUGGACGAGCCCCGCUCCCCUCUUCCCCUUCCCCCCCUUUCAGAAACCAUCCCAUCUUCUUUCUAUCUUUCCUCUUUCCCCCUUCCUUAGGGAGACAGCGAAAAACGGCGGCGGGAGGCUGCUGCAUGAUGCGUGCGCAUCUGCCAUGCCAUGCCAUCGGGAAAAAAGCUACCUACCUUACGUCUCGUCAUGCAAUGCGAGAUGAGAUGAGAUGAGAUGUGCGACGUGCAUGCUGCUGCCGUUUGCUGCUGCUGGUUGCAAACAUUUGAAAGAAGAAAAAGAAGAGAAUACACUCUGCGUAUCUGUGUGUAUGCGCGCCGAUCGCUUUCAUAUCUCUCCGUUCCGUCCCGUCCCGUCCCGUCGUGUCUCGUCUCAUCUUCGGCUCCAACGGAAGGACAUUCGAAACGGAUGGAAUGUUGAUUAAGUUUGUCGUUACUGCAUAUGUACCCAUGUUAUGAUUUGCUUGGUUGAAAAUUGCCAUUAUUGCUCGUUGGUGGUUGACUGAAUGUAACGCGUCGUCGUACGACUUACCUGUUCGUUGGAUAUUAGAUGUGAUGAGAAUGGCGUUGGUGGUGGUGACGGGCGAAUUAAGAACCCCGG
Lasiosphaeria miniovina is the source of this 884-nucleotide messenger RNA. RefSeq lists its product as uncharacterized. Bases 88 to 489 code for a protein of 133 amino acids. The record is from RefSeq and is a predicted model, not a curated record. The transcript has a single exon. NCBI's taxonomy places the organism in Eukaryota, Fungi, Ascomycota, Sordariomycetes, Sordariales, Lasiosphaeriaceae.